UAAAAUAAAACCUUAUUGUGAAAUGACGCAGUCACAGCAAUUUAUGUGAAUUUAUGAUUUUGUUGAUCAAUCAUUUCUAAAUGUUUAAACUUUUAACAAAAUUGUACGUAAAUCAUCAUGCCACCAAAGAAAGGCAAGGAGAAGGAACCACCGGCGCCAGUCAAAGCAACUGGCCCGCCUCCUAAGCCAAGAAAACCACCGCCACCACCAGCCUGCUUCUCGAAUGAAGAUAUCGCCAAGUUUAAGGAAAUUUUUAAAGCCUUCGAUGAAGACAAUAUUGAUAAGGUUCCAAUAGAAGCAAUUCCUACAAUGCUUAGAAAAUUAGGAUUUAACCCAAAAGGCGAAGAAAUAAAGCAACUAUUCGUAAUGUUCCUAGAAGACGAUUUAGUCGACACAGUGGAAUUCUUCGAAUGGCUGUUUAUGGUUGAAGCCAAAAUGAACUGGGGAGAUGAUUUUGAAGCCGCUAUACUUAAAGCCUUUGCUGCUAUAGGACACGAUGAUGAAGAAACAGGUUUCGUAGACUUUGAAGUACUCAGAGAAGAACUGAUGACCUGGGGCGAGCCAUUAUCAGAAAUUGAGUUCAUGGAUUGGAUUAAACUUGCAAUGAAGGAUAAGACGUAUAAUCCAGAAGAUGGUAAAUUGAAUUAUCCGAAGUUUGUUGAGAAUAUGAAUAAUAAAGACGAGAGGUACAUUAAAGAGCCAAUAAACUUCUUUAAGCUGGACCAGAAGACGUUGGCGGCGAUGGCUAUGAAGAAAGCCCAGGAAGAGAAGGAGGAACAAGAAAGGAAAGAUGCAGAACAUAAGGCUAAAGCGGAAGCUAAGAGGCAGAGGAUGAUUGCGGAGGGUUUGAUACCGCCAGAUUAACACGUGAUUAUCCCGUCCUCAUUCAGGUUUAUGUGGUCAGACGAAUCUACAGAGUUCAAAUUGCUUUAAUAAGUCAUUAUAUAAGUUUUGUACAUAUUUUAUAUCAUUAAAUGAAUUUUAAUAAUC
This is a messenger RNA of Manduca sexta (tobacco hornworm), 990 nucleotides long. RefSeq names its product caltractin. Gene Ontology annotation, cellular component: myosin II complex. The transcript has 2 exons. The coding region runs from base 118 to 864 and encodes 248 amino acids. Gene Ontology annotation, molecular function: calcium ion binding. Lineage: Eukaryota; Metazoa; Arthropoda; Insecta; Lepidoptera; Sphingidae. The record is from RefSeq and is a predicted model, not a curated record.